UAAAUUAUCAGUGCUGUCCGUUAUAUGUGUACUUUGUUUUGCUGUAUUUCAGAUCAACUGUGCCUGUACUGUAAAUUACGAUAUCAACUCAUGCCAUUUGCUUUUGUCUCUUAAUAGCACAAUAUUAGGGGAUCACUGUUCAAAGGCAGAGAGCAUGGAUUUGGAUUAUACCUUCAGAAAUCUGCAGACUUUUCCAAGAAAUUUAUGUGAUUUUCCCUUUAUAAAGCUGAUUCGUCUUUCGGACAACCUGCUCACAGGUAUCCCAUCUCUGUCUUGUCUCCCAAAUUUGGAGAUUCUGGAACUUUCCAGGAAUAAGAUCAGUUCUCUCAGGAAAGCUUCGCUGAUACACAACAGAAAUCUGGGGUAUGUUGACUUAUCAUAUAACUUGAUCACAUACAUAGAGACGGGGGUUCUGGAACUCUCCACCUUCCACACUAUCAUUCUGAAAGGUAACUUUUUAAUGUCACUGGAUGUCAGAGAUUUCGCCAUUGUAAGGCCAUUCUGUUUGAUGGAUCUGUCGUAUAACAACUUACAGGUUCUAGUUAACAACUACAAGUGGACGGUGAACAAGAGUGUCAGCUAUUCUGGGGGGUUUAUUGACGCAACAUACAAUAACAUCCAAGAACUUCCAAACUGGAAAAAAGUCGGAUUUCCCAAUCUUUCCGAUGUCGGGAAAAUCAUUUAUUUUGGAAUUGACAUUCGGUUUAAUCCUAUUACUUGUGACUGUAAAUUAGCAGAACCUUUAGCUUAUUUUAAACCAUUAACAAAGUACAUAGAUCGAACUUAUUUCUAUAUGUCUUGUCAGAAUCCGCCAGUUUUAAAAGGAAGUUUAAUUAUAAAUUUUCUGGACGGAGAUCGGAUUUCAGAGCUUGUUUGUGAUUACACAGGUACACCAUUGUGUCCUCGUGGCUGUUCCUGUGUGAAGACACCAAGAUAUUCAAGCGCUGGAGAGACCCAGCUGACUUUCACUUUGAGCAUAAACUGUUCACAAUCGAAAAUUCAACGAUUACCACACAUCCUACCAGAAAUUAAUGAAAUCGAAUUUUAUCUCCAUGGAAGCUUUAUCACUCACAUUAAAGAGGAACAUUACUUGCCUCGUGUCUUUGUUAUGGAAUUGUCAAACCUGCCUUCCUUUGAGCAUGGAGCUUUAGGAAAAUUGAAAAGAUUAAAAGAAUUUUCCAUUCCCAGAAAAGCACAGUUUUAUGGUAUACCGCGUGAGUUUUCUUGUUUUGAUCCAUGUGUUUUUCUGCAGAAGCAGGAUUUUAUUGUAAACUGUACCUGCUCACACAGUUGGAUGUAUGAAUGGCUGGUGACUAGAAAUGGAAACUGCAGUACAGGAUUUGCUUUUAAGUGUUUGGUUGGAAUCAGCGCCGAGAAAAUGAUAACAUACAUUCCACACAUGGAUUGCCAAGAAAAAUCUGAUUACUCAAUUUAUAUCCUAUUAUUUAAUUGCUCUUUCCUCGGUAUAUGUGUUGCUGUAUUUGCCGCCGCUGUUUAUAGAUAUAAGUAUGAAAUAAGGCUCAUCUAUAGGACCUCAAGAGCGUGUAAACGACCAUCAUCUCAGGGCGUGUUGGACCAGGACUGUGUUGUGUUUGUUUCCUACGACGGAGAAAAUCAAGACCUUCAUUCAUGGAUACUUAAAUCACUAGAACCUUUUUUAAUCCUGAAAGGCUUCCAUGUUUUCCUACCGACACGUGACCUGCCGCUUGGAAGUGUUCGAUCUGACGAGACAGCAUGGCAGAUCUCAGUUUCGAGGUUUUACAUAGUGCAUCUUUCUGACAAUUACUUAAACGAAGACUCUCUUUAUACGUAUAAGGAGUGGACUUGUAUUUGGGAAAGUUAUCUGGCGGAUAGCAGAAAGAGGCUGCUCGUUAUCAACUACGACCUUAUCGGUCCUGCUGAUACAUCCUGCAAUAAAAUGAAGUCCGUUUUGCACGCUGGAGAUGUUGUCAGUUUUUCAAAAGGGGAGAAUUUGAUGUUUUCAAAAAUAUCAAAGACUCUUCGCUAG
Molecule: messenger RNA, 2008 nt
Organism: Saccostrea cuccullata (small rock oyster)
Lineage: Eukaryota; Metazoa; Mollusca; Bivalvia; Ostreida; Ostreidae
Exons: 1
Coding region: 155-2008 (617 amino acids)
Biological process (GO): signal transduction
Cellular component (GO): extracellular matrix
Molecular function (GO): protein binding
Source: RefSeq, a predicted model, not a curated record